Molecule: messenger RNA, 1666 nt
Organism: Triticum urartu
Lineage: Eukaryota; Viridiplantae; Streptophyta; Magnoliopsida; Poales; Poaceae
Biological process (GO): regulation of DNA-templated transcription
Molecular function (GO): DNA-binding transcription factor activity; DNA binding
Source: RefSeq, a predicted model, not a curated record
GACCGCGCGGUUCACGCCUCCCUCUUGCACCCUCUUUUACACUUCACCCAUUCCACCCCCUCCCUCUGUUUACAGUUGGAGAUAGAGAGAGAAGCGCCGAACCCCAUCCAAUCCUUUCUCUCUCUAAAACCCUCCCAAAACCACACCCAACCAACAAGGGAGCUCCGCCAAAUCCGCUCGUCCGUUGCCAGCUGAUGAAAUCGGGGCUUGCCGCGGUCCACUCUCGUCGGUGAUGGACGGUUGCUGGCGGCUCCCCGGAGGCCACGGCGGCGGCGCCGCCGGCCGCGUCGUCCGCGUGCACUUUCUGGACGCGGAUGCCACCGACGACUCCGACGAGGAGACGAACCGGCCUCAGCGACGCGGCGCGCGGCGAUGCGUGCGGGAGAUCGGCCUGCCGCGCGGGUUCUCUCUUCCGUCCGCCGCGGCGGGUGCGGUGAGCAGCUCCUCCCACUGGACGCGCGAGAAGAGGUUGAGGGCGGCCGCGGCCGGCAAGGCGCGUACGUUGGUGGCGUGCGGCGGGGAUGAUUGGUCCGCGGGGGCUAGGGCGGCCCGGCGAUUGCGCGGCGUGCGGCGCCGGCCGUGGGGCAAGUAUGCGGCGGAGAUCCGCGACCCGAAGCUGGGGCGGCGCGUCUGGCUUGGCACCUUCAACACCGCCGAGGAGGCCAAGUCCGUCUAUGACUCCGCCGUGCUCCGCCUCCGCGGCCCGAGCGCAGUCACUAAGUACACCGCGCCUUCCCCCUCGCCGCCCGUCUCCACCGUGACGGCGUCCGCGCCGUCGCCGUCGACAUCCGCGGCCUCUCCCACGUCGCCCUCCACCACGGCGGCCCCUCCUCCGUCGCCCUACGGUAGGGCGGCCUCUCCCCCGUCGCCCUCCACCACGGCGACCUCUGCCCCGUCGCCCAUCAGCACGGCGGCCUCCCCCCCGUCGCCCUCCACCACGGCGGCCUCCCAGUCGGCGACCACCAGCUGGUCCUUGGUGAACGCGGACGAGGAGGUGACGGCAGCGUUCGGCCUGGGAUUCGUCGACGAGGAGACCUCCCUGAACAACCUGAUGCAGUUCUGCCUCCCCGCGGCGUGCAGCAGCAGGUGGGACCCCUCGGCGGACUUCGUGGAGCUGGCGGACCUCGACGACCUCUUCGCGCCGGAGCCCCUGGCGGCCUGACCGGACGGGACGGGAGAGCGGCGACGGCAGCUCCACCGCAACUUUUUGAAAGAGAACAGUUUUAAACAUAAUUUUACUUUAUUUCUCGGGAGUCUGCAUAUUUUGAGAGGCGUGCGGAAAUAUUUAUCCGAAACUUUUGCUUGGCAUUUUAUUUCGAGAGAGGAAUAAACCGUAGCAGCCGGAGGGAAAAAGACCGAAAUGUUGUCUUCUUCUCCGAGGCCUACCGUUAAGCUUAGGGGCGUUUUUGUAAUUUGGAGUGAGGAUGUGUUGUCUUGUGUGCGAGCGUGUCGGGGCUGGAUUUGAGCUUGCCGAGAGAAAGGCUGCCAUUGAGGGGACAGGAGCUGGCGAGGACGAAGUAGUACCAAGCUUUGCUUGGGUUUUACGUUGUGGGAACGAGUGAUAGCUAUGCACGUGAUCCGUUUUCCCCUAUGGUUUGGGUGUUGUAAUUCAAAAAGAAAUCUGUGGCGCAACAUGUUUAUGAUGUACAGUAACGUGUUGCUACUA